AUGUGGACCGAGCACGCUCGCGAGCACGCACUACACAACUCACACCGCUAUGCUCGCCAAAUGGCCGGGGAAACGAGCACGAGUGAUAAUGGUGUCAAAUCGAAUAUCGUAAUCAUGUUACAUGAUCUGCCUAGGGCUGAAUUUUGUGGUCUUACAGUCCCCAUGGAUGCCUCGUUCUUGAUCUACUGUUUCAUCCAGCUCCACGACAUCAAGAUCGCCCUGCAGCUUCACCCCGCUGCCCCACCCCCUACAGAUCUACGCUCCACCACUAACUGCAGGCGAAGUCGCAAUCGCAGCAUGCGCAAACAGUGA
Molecule: messenger RNA, 312 nt
Organism: Penicillium manginii
Lineage: Eukaryota; Fungi; Ascomycota; Eurotiomycetes; Eurotiales; Aspergillaceae
Exons: 2
Coding region: 1-312 (103 amino acids)
Source: RefSeq, a predicted model, not a curated record